Messenger RNA from Colletotrichum tamarilloi, 1518 nucleotides. RefSeq names its product allantoate permease. Bases 1 to 1518 code for a protein of 505 amino acids. Gene Ontology annotation, molecular function: L-cysteine transmembrane transporter activity. The transcript is spliced from 6 exons. Gene Ontology annotation, biological process: L-cysteine transport; transmembrane transport. NCBI's taxonomy places the organism in Eukaryota, Fungi, Ascomycota, Sordariomycetes, Glomerellales, Glomerellaceae. Gene Ontology annotation, cellular component: membrane. The record is from RefSeq and is a predicted model, not a curated record.
AUGAAGCAGGGUCAUACCGAUAAGGAAACUGGCGACAAUGCCAUCGCGCCGGCACCUUCUCAUGUGGCUUAUGAGCACCAGGAGGGAGACAAGUCGGCCAACGGAUAUGCUGAUGCUCAAGCGAUCUAUGUUGACGACAAGACAAGCAAGGAGCUUUUCUGGACAGUUAACAGACGAAUCCUGGCUUGUAUGCUGGGCACAUACUUCUGCCAGUCCCUCGACAAAGGCACCCUUGGCUUUGCCUCCAUCAUGAACAUCAAACAAGAUGCCAACCUCGUGGGCCAACAGUUCAGCUGGCUCGGAACCAUUCUGUAUAUGGGUGUUCUCGUUGGAGAGUACCCGACCAAUUUGCUUCUGCAGAAACUCCCCGUCGCAAAAUAUCUCGCCGCCAAUGUUUUCUGCUGGGGCAUUGUAAUUGCAUGCUCGGCUGCCGCCAAGAACUUCACAGCCUUGAUGAUUGUCAGAUUCCUGCUCGGAGUAUUUGAGUCUUGCGUCCAGCCGGCUUUCAUCAUCAUGUUUAUCGGUGGCAUCAUCGCCUGGGGAGCCUCUCACUACAAUGGUCAUGAGAUCAAGUCAUGGCAGCUUUUGUUCCUCGUCCUUGGCGUGGCGACCUGCGCCUGGGGCCUCUUCAUCGGCUGGUGGCUGCCCGACUCGCCCAUGGCGGCCAAGUGCUUCAACGAGGACCAGAAGCGCCUCAUGGUUGAGCGUGUGCGGGCCAACGAGACGGGCAUUCAGAACAAGACGUACAAGCGCUACCAGAUGAUCGAGACCGUCACCGACCCCGUCGUGUGGUGCUACGUCAUGCUUCAGGUCACUUCCACCCUCAUCAUUGGCGGGCUUGGCGUCUUCUCCAACCUCAUCAUCUCCUCGUUCGGAUUCACGUACCUGCAGACGCAGCUCUUGAACAUUGCACAGGGUGCCGUCACCAUCAUUGUCAUGGUUGGCAGCGCGACCUUGGCUACUUGGUCGAGGCAGACUGCCUGGGUCAUGCAUGGAUGCACAAUUCCCGCCAUCAUCGGCACAGCCAUCAUCUACAGCAUCCCACCCAGCACUAGCAAUCGCAUCGGUCUCCUCAUCGCCUUCUACUGCACCCAAUUCUACCUGGCCGAGGGCAACCUCAUCUUCUCCCUCAUCUCGCGCAACGUCGCGGGCCAGACCAAGAAGUCGACGACGCUGGCCAUGACCUUCAUCGGCUGGGCCGCGGGUAACAUGACGGCGCCCCAAAUCUUCCAGGCCGCCGACGCCCCCCGCUACCGCAAGGGCUUCACGGCUCAUUUCUGCCUCUACGUCCUCUUCAACAUCUUCCUCGUCCUCCUGCGCUUCCUCCUCGUCCGUCGCAAUAUGGCCAAGCGCAAGGCCGCUGCUGCCGCGGACCCGGCGAGCAUGGCGGCCGAGGAAGUUGAACAGGACGUCGGCAAGGCCGGGGCUGUCGGGGCUAGUGACGAGAAAAUUGAGCACUCGAACGCGUUUGCUGAUAUGACGGAUAAGGAGAACCCUGACUUCAGAUAUGACUUCUGA